Osmerus eperlanus (European smelt) is the source of this 5989-nucleotide messenger RNA. RefSeq names its product reticulon 3 (gene rtn3). The coding region runs from base 188 to 3544 and encodes 1118 amino acids. Gene Ontology annotation, cellular component: endoplasmic reticulum membrane. The transcript is spliced from 9 exons. The record is from RefSeq and is a predicted model, not a curated record. NCBI's taxonomy places the organism in Eukaryota, Metazoa, Chordata, Actinopteri, Osmeriformes, Osmeridae.
GUCUGUCCCCCUGCUCACAUCUACAGCGAUUCAGUUCUUGGACGUGUGCGUGAAGGUGUAGCUCGGUGCCACAACGUCCCACUCUUGGGGAAUACAAGGAUAGUCGGCCGAAUAACCAAUUUAAAAGGACAACAGCCGAUAAGCAGCAUACAUUCAAGUUUUGUGCAGCUAUAUCAUUUAUUGAAAAAUGGAUCCAAUGCAGUCCGCCCAGAUAUCGUCGUCGCAGGGGUUUGCGGAUGGCCAGAACUCUGCUACCAAAGAUUCAAAACUAUCUGAUUCCUUUCUUUCCUCUUCGCCUGUAUCUCUCAUUCAGUCUCCUCAAGACAAAAGGGUCGUCCUGGGCUCCGACAAGCCCUCGGAAGGUGUGGCCACUUCCCUCCGUUUCCCCUCUCAACCAGGCUCAUUCUCUCCUGGUAACUAUGGGAGCGAGGGAUCGGGGCCGCCCGACGGACAACCGGACUCGCCAAUCAAGACAUCCCCGGUGUCUGAAAGAAUCAAGGCCCUGGAAGCCCUCGCUGCGAAGAAGAGCGAGCCCGAGAACCGAAGCGACGGCGCGCAGCUUCAUUUCAAAGAGCGGCAUUACGAGAAGUCUCCGACUGAGGCGCCCGCAGAGGCCCCUCCGGUCUUCCAGAAGAAAGUGGGUUCCACUGAUCAAGAGUCUCCAGAAUCCCCGUUUGAGGUCCUGGGAGAUGCACGACAGGGCAGUGAGUUUGAAGAUACGGCUGAAUGGAUGAGGGCCCAUUUACCCCCCGUUCCUGACUUUGACGAUGCUGUAGACUCACGCAAAUGUUCUCUUGUCUCAGGGAAGACCAGUAAGUCGCAUGAGAUAAAGGGGGCAAAUGUAGUCAUACCAGAUGUACCAGCAGCUUUUGCUGGUGUCCCUGAUGCCUUCAUGGACUCUCCUGUUGAACCACCCAAACUGAAAGAUCAGGAUUCGGCCAAGCAGCCCAGCGUUGAAGAGGAGGCUGAAUUUGACAUGAGCUUUUUACCAACUGCAUACAUGUGUGACAAACAGAAGAAACCGGACAUCCACACUCCUCUAACUGAACCAGACUCUGAGCCUACCCCUUCACCUGCUCCACCGGUCGGUUUUCACUCCCCAUCUCCACCUCCCUCCCCCCCCACUGCCUCUGACCCAAAGCAGAAGGUCUCUGAGACCAAGAAGACUCUGUGCGGUGGUGACAUGGAGCCUCUGGAAGUGGCAGAAGUGGACAGUUCAGGAGAGUCUGAUGACACCGUCAUUGAGGAUGCAGCUUCCGUCCCUGCCCCUUCUAUCCCUGCCCCAUCUCCAUCAAACCUUCCGACCCCUGCACCUUCAGCCCCCUCUUCUUCAUCCCUCUCCACCGAGGAGUCCCAACCAGUGAAACAGGAUAAACAGCCAAUGCAAGUUCCCACUAUUAAUGUUAUUGAGACAGAAGAGCCAAAUUACAGUGAUGAAGAGAUGGAGAUGGAGAUUGAGGAGGAAGAGGAUGAAAGUUACGAAGUAGUUAAAGACCCAGUCAAAGAGGCACCCACACCCGCUGAACCUCAACCCAAGGUGACCAAAAUGGAACCAUCCAAAAUCCCACCCUUAGAGUCAGAAUUUAUGGGAGGUUAUUCUCCUCCAUCCUCUCCCGUUGACUCGGAUCCCGAGUACUCACCUCAACACAAGGUCCUCAAACCAGGUUCUGAUCAGGCUGAAAGACAGUCAGCUAUCGAUGAUUUACAGCAUGCGGCUGUCUCAAAGGGCCCAAGUUCUGAUGUCUCACAAACACAACCUGACAAAACACAGACCUCUAAGGAGGCCGAUGAAACUUCUUCCACUUUCACUGCGAAACCGUCCAUAAAAACGGUAGACGUUGACUUUCCAGACAAUGAUGAUGAGUGGUCAGAUGAUGCACCAGAAGUCUUGGGUCAGUCUGACUUGGCUAAAGUUGUUGCUCGGGAUCUUCCACAAAGCACCACUUCAAAGAUGGAUGAGAAGCCAAGCGGCGAUAUAAAACAAGAAUACAUGGAAACUGUUGCACCUUUGAGAUCCACCUUCAUGCAGGACGACAUGACAGCUAGAUAUGAUAGACAAUCAUUUGACGAUUAUGAUGCACCACCGGGCUUUGAUGACUAUGAUGACAAGUUGAAAGAUUUUGACUAUGACACUGUUACUAAGCCCUCAGACCCAACAUCUCAGAUUCAUAUCGAAACUCUGCUCCCAUUGAACAGUGCUACAACAGAGUUGACAGAUAUGGAAGAAAUCACCUCAAUGACUACACAAGAGUCCUUUGUCCACCCAGUGGGUGCUCAACCAUCUCAUAUGGAGUUUCCCAAAGAUCCCUAUUCGACUUUCCAGAGUGAACCGCAAAGCAGUGUCAAGGAACCAGUGACAGAUCUGAAAAAAAAGGAUAACGUUGUUCCUGAAGACAUGGUCAACAGUGAAACCAUCCUUCCACACAAAGUGGUUGCAAAGGCCCAAAAGGACACUAAAGUGGAUCACCGUUCACCCGACACGACAAGUGACCCAGAAAGCAUAGAGCCUGAAUGCUCUGUCUCUGCCGCCACAGACAGCUUUGUGGAGUUUAUGAGGGAGUGCCUGAAGUCACAACAGGAUGAGGAACCAGAAGACCUCAGUCAGGGUCUCACAACCAAGCAUGAACUUCCCAAGACAGGCGCUUCCCAAAAUCCUCCUACUAUGGUGAUGGAUCUGGAGCAGGAACGACUCACUAUCAGUGCCCUCAAAGAUCUGGGGAGCAGUCAGAAGGAAGAGGAAGAUCUCCAGUCCCAUGUAAAGGCCUCAUCAGCCUCCAACCUGGGCAAAUCCCAGUCUUCCUUCACCUCAAAUCCUAUCCCUUCGUCUCCUCAAACCAAGCCUGCUUCUGACAGCAGCUCGUAUUCAAAAGAGGUAGAGGCCAUCGACCAAUGGGUGGCCGAGGCCUACCAUCUUGCCGAGCAUGUCUUGACAGCAAUACUAACCCACUUGUCAGUGAAGGAUCUGGUGCACUGGCGAGACCCCAAGAAGUCGGGCGUGGUGUUUGGCCUGUCCAUGCUGCUGCUGCUGUCCCUGGCUGCGUUCAGCGUCAUCAGCGUGGUGUCCUACCUGCUGCUGGCCCUGCUCUGCGUCACCAUCACCUUCCGCAUCUACAAGUCCGUCGUCCAGGCCGUCCAGAAGUCCGGUGAUGGACACCCCUUCAACUCGGUCUCUCUCCUCAGGUCCCUGAUGGAUAAGGACUUAAGCAUUCCCCCAGAGACCUUCCGCAAGAACGUCGACGUGAGCCUGAGCUACAUCAACCGAGGCCUGAAGCAGUUGAGCCGCCUCUUCCUGGUGGAGGACCUCGUGGACUCCCUGAAGCUGGCUGUCGUGAUGUGGCUGUUCACCUACGUGGGAGCCGUCUUCAACGGAAUCACCAUCCUUAUCCUGGCGGACAUCCUCCUCUUCAGCGUGCCCCCCGUCUACGAGAAGAACAAGACUCAGAUUGAUCAGUACAUUGAUCUCGCACGCACUCAAGUCAACACCACAAUUGCUAAGUUGCAAGAGAAACUACCUGGCGCUGGGAAGCGUAGCAAAGCUGAAUGAUCGACCUGGCCAAUCAUCUCCUUUAUUACCACCUUCAUCAUCGUCAUCAACACUUCCUAAUAUGAAAGCCCUCCCCUUCCCUUCCCCCUCCUCUCCUCCUGAUCCUCCUCACCCCAUUCACACCAAACCCUCCUCCCCCCUCCUCCCUCCUGCACAGAAUCAGCCAGUAGGUACAUGAUCUCCCAGCUACUCAAUACUCAGUGUAAACCGCGCGGCUUAACUACAAGCAUUACAAAGAAUAACCGCAGCUGCAUCUACAGGAAACACCUCGCUAGCGGAGGAAGUGAUGUAACAAAGUGACCAGAUGCCUGUUGUGAUGGCGCGGCCACAGUAAAGAUCGAGUCAGGGUCAAUGUGAACUAGACUGAAUCUAUGACCUGGUUUGUAGUGUCCAGAAGGAGGAAGGUGGACUAUAGACUGUUAGGAUGGGCGUUUGUCUCGCAAAAGCAAAAGUCUGUACUUUUAACCAUACCUUUCGCUGAAAGCAAGUACAAAAAUACAUAUUGAAAAGCAAAAAAUAAAUAAAAAUACGUAACGUUUUUGGUGUAAUUGUGGCAAGCAUUUUCCUGCUCACUCUUUAAGGCAUUUGUAUGGAGAGAAAAAAGAGGUUCGUUUUGACGGAUACUUCUGGAGUUUCUGAUCCCUGGCCUCUUAAGUUUUGUUUCAGUUCACCUUAAAAGGCACUUAUGUAUGUAUGUUUCUGCAAUGCACUGAACAUUUAGUUUUUGAAAUUUAAUUUAAAAAAAGAGGAUUAGAACACUGAACCAGCUGUGAUAAUUUGGUCUAGUUCACCCUGUUAGAUUUUCAUUCAAAGAUGUUUUAUGUGUAUAUAUAAAUACAGUAAGACUCACCCUGCCGUAGGGAACAAGUUAGCUUGCUUUUUAUAUAUAAAUGGAACCCCUCACCCUGACAUUAGUCAUUACUUGUUUGUUACAUCUGUUCAUACCAACUCAAUGUUGAAGUCUCACAACUCUGUAAAUUACGAUGAUUACUAUUAUUAUUACUAUUCUUGGUAUUAUUAUUAUGAUUAUUACUUAAUAGAAUUGCCGCUUUGAUUCCCCAUUUGCUUCAUUAAAGCUUCAUAAGAGCUUUAUAACGCUUCAUAAUGUAACAUUAUGUCUUGAGGAAGACCUCUUGGGGAAUAGCUGGAUUUGAGGUCAAACACUGUUCUCAUUCUGAAGGUAGCUGGAAGUAGAGCAGAGAACACAGAGGAAGGAAGGUUCUGGAAAAGGUGUUUGUUUGUAUCUUCUUUAGAUGCCAUGAUGCGCAUGUCAUUGCAUAAGCUGGAAACAAGAUUCUUACCCCUUAAAUAGGCUGUAACAUAUUCCUAACCCAUUUUAAUGUUUAAGAUUAUUACUAUUUGUGGUUUCUUCAAUGGUGUCUUGAGUUUAAAUAUAAAACCAUGGUCAUCUAUUCUAGGGCUACUGUUACAACUGUAAUUGCAACGUCGUUUUGAAACUGAUUUCUAUAGAAGCAUCUAAAAGUGAGAUUUGCAUACUGUUUCAUCUCUUGUUGGAAUCACCCAUGUUACUAGGCCCAAAGCAAGCAAGCAAUCAUCGAAGGAUCAUUUUAACACAAGAUCGAUCAACUCGAUGAUGCAUAGAUUGCCUCUCAAUGCAGAACUGACUACUACAACUACUACUAUUCAAAUGUCUCCAAACUGCUGAAUGUUUUCCCCGCAAUAUGACAUAAUAGAACAUUCCUCCCCAUGAAUGCUAACCACAGUGUGACAUUGAGGCAAGGUUGUAUUUCAGUGGUCAGAGUAGAAUCACAGAUGUAUAGCAACAAUGCCUGGUUUCCUUGUACAUGUCUGUGUUAAACCUUGUGACUGGACACGGAAUCCACCAUUUUACUGGUGUACAAAGUCAACUUAAGCCCCUACACUCAACACUGUGUGUUUGUUUUCACUCACACACUCACUCAGUUGAAGGUAUACAAAGUCUGUGAGCCACAGUGCCCCUUGUGACACCAGGCUUCUGGAACAUCCAGUCACCAUGACCUCAUGUGUGGCCCUCUAGAGGGUUUGUUCCUGCAGUCAGGCUUUCAUGGGUGCGCUCCACCUUUCAGUUAAACCUUUACAACAAAGGCAAUGCACCUACCUAUGUUCAGAAUAAACUGCAAAAAAAAAAAAGUAAUAUACUAUAUAAAUCUACAUGCACAUUUCAAAACUAGUUUCUCUUUGAAGCAUGUGGCUUUUUUUGUUUAUCUUUAUAUCUUAGGGAGGGGGUGUGUCAGGAGUCCUUUUCUCUUUGGGCAUUUUUUGUUUUGCUUUUGACUAUUGGUAACUAGAUGUGUUAACUAACACCUGAGCUAUGUUUGUUAGCCUUGGAUUUAGUUCUCGAGUUUGGGAAAAAAUGUUACGGAAAAAAAAAGAGAGAAAUGUCCAAAAAACAAUGUGGUCCCUGUACUGAUGUCAACGUGGAGUUAAUAAAAACAUGUCAAAGGA